AUGGUCUUUGUAGCAGAACCUCUCACUAGCAUGCCCCAGGUGGGCAUCUGGCACUAUGUAUUCUCCAACCCUAACAACGUUAGCCACGACAAGCCUCUCAUGAUCGAUGGUAUCACUGGAGACUAUCUUACUUACGGCCAGGUCAAGUCCAGCUCGCUCAGAUUUCGUGCAGGUCUUCACAAAUUCGGCUUCAAGAAGGGCGAUGCGCUUUGUCUUUUCUCUCAAAACAAGGUUGACUAUGCUGUAGUUAUGUUCGGUACCGUCGCCGCAGGCGGUGCGCUCACACCCGCCAAUCCAGCAUACACUGCUAAGGAGCUCCACUAUCAGCUCGAGCAGACCAAAUCAAAGAUCAUUAUUGCCAGUGCAGAAACUUUGGCCGUUGCACUUGAGGCUGCCAAGCUCGCUGGUAUUCCCAAAUCCAAUGUGCUUCUCUUUGGCGAUAGCGAGAUCGAUGGAGUUCGACCUUAUACCAAGGUUCUUUUGGCUGAUCAGGAGAUGGAGGCUGUGGAAUAUACCUACGAAGAGGCUUGCAACACCGUCGCUUAUUUGUGCUUCAGCAGUGGUACCACAGGACGCAGCAAGGGUGUCAUGACUAGCCAUAUGAACAUUGCUUCCAAUUUAACUCAACUUGCGCAACACACCAAGGGAACUGUCGAUGUCGCUACUGAUCGUUACUUGGGAGUUCUUCCGUUUUACCACAUUUAUGGUUUGACGUGUAUGAUCCAUCUCGCUGCCUUCCAAGGCACAGCUUUGGUUGUUUUGCCCCGAUUCGAACUGGCUUCCUUCCUCAAAGCUAUUGAAACUCACCGAGUCACCUUCUGCCACAUUGUGCCUCCUAUUUUCAUCUUGUUGGCCAAGGAUCCUUCCGUCACCAAGUACGACCUUUCUUCCGUCAGAUACUUCUGGUCUGGCGCUGCUCCACUUUCUAAGGAGCUUUCCGA
Umbelopsis ramanniana AG is the source of this 941-nucleotide messenger RNA. RefSeq lists its product as uncharacterized. Gene Ontology annotation, molecular function: CoA-ligase activity. Lineage: Eukaryota; Fungi; Mucoromycota; Umbelopsidomycetes; Umbelopsidales; Umbelopsidaceae. The annotation marks the transcript as partial. The record is from RefSeq and is a predicted model, not a curated record. The transcript is spliced from 5 exons.